Messenger RNA from Phlebotomus argentipes, 1731 nucleotides. RefSeq lists its product as uncharacterized. NCBI's taxonomy places the organism in Eukaryota, Metazoa, Arthropoda, Insecta, Diptera, Psychodidae. The record is from RefSeq and is a predicted model, not a curated record. The coding region runs from base 389 to 1666 and encodes 425 amino acids. The transcript has 5 exons. Gene Ontology annotation, molecular function: protein binding.
CAGGAAAGAUCUCGCCACGUCUGGGACACCGUCGUGAUUGCCAAGCUCUUGCGUGUGUGCACGACAAAUUGGGAAAGCCUCAUUGCGGCGUCAGAUUAUUGCGGCGGAUUUAAUUGUUUCGUGAGAGGUUGUAAUUGAGAAUAAAACAGAGAGAGAGUUUUGUGCAAGAGCGUCGCGAGGGGCAAAAAGGCCCUGAGUGAUGUCGCACUCUGGAUGACCGGAAGUGUCUAGUUGACAAAUUUAUGUUUCAUGCAGCCCAUAAUCCCCUAUAAUUGGAUAAUGUCAAUGUGAAGAAAUACUGCGUGUGAAGUAGGUUUCGAAAGACUGGUGAGUCGCCAUGAUUUGUGCAUUCGUGAACUGAUUCCUGGCUGCAGAUCUUUCGCGAUAAAUGAUGAUCUAUCGCGCACUCGUUGUGCCAAUCGCUGUCGCUCUGCUCGGACACUUUGUGACGAAUGGCGAUGAUGGGACGUCAACAACAACGCACAGAAGUGUUCUCGAUCAUGUUUGCUAUCGCGAAGAGAACUUCACAGAACUCGAGGAGAGACGAGUAACGCAGCCGGUGCGGAUCAGGUCUCACGUGUGGUGCCUGGAAUUCCCACCGCGAUGCGCCCACUAUCGCACGGAAAUGAAGGAAAUCAUCAAGUGGCAGAACGUCACGAAGACGCGGCUCGUGGAGCACUGCUGCGAUGGCUAUGAGGAGGUCACCGAGGCCAACGAGAUCAUCUGCAAGCCAAUCUGUCCGGAGGGCUGCCGCCGCGGCUACUGCCAUCAGCCGGGCAUGUGCGUCUGCAAUCCCGGCUGCCUGAACGGCGGACUGUGCGACAGCAAGAAAGGCGAGUGCAGGUGUCUUCCCGGAUGGACAGGAAAUGGAUGCGAACUUCUCCUGGCAGAGGCUUCGACAGCAUCCACAACACCCCUGAAGCUCAUUCCAGUGACAGAGAAUCUGCCCAAGAACGCUUCAGCCUCCAUUGAGGACCUCAAUUCGACACUGGUGACUCUGGAGGACAACAUAGAGAAGCUGAAGCAGCAGCUAAACACAACCACUCAGAGCGACAUCUCUCUCAUGGAGCUUCGCACGCCACUUCCGGACAUUGUAAUCACGCACGAGAGUGUCGUUCCCGCCGGCGAUCACGUGCUGGAAGUGGGCACAGGCUCGGAGAUUGUCGUCCUCGGCAAUUGGGAUCUCAAUGGCACGCUCGUGAGGAACAGCAGCGAUGCUGGCGCUAGCGAGAGUGGAAGCGACAGCAGCACGAUUGUCCUCCUCGCCACGAGUGUCUUCCUGUCGGUGAUUCUUCUGCUGCUCUUCGUAGUCUUGCUGUACUGGAAGCGCAAGUUGGAAAACCAUCCGGGAAGACGCUCCAGCACAGACAGCAAUGCCAGUAUUCAGGCCAAGGAUGAACUGGGUGGAAAGAUAGUGAAUAAACCUCUGCCAGAGAUUCCCUUUGUGGACAUGAAGAGCAAGACGUCGCCACAUCGGAAGAGUGUGCAGUUUGUCGAGAGUCCAAUUCUGCACUACGAGGACUCUCCGCCGGAGCAGCCCAAGGAAGUCACUUUCACGUACAGCUACCCGUCCUCCGCCUCGCAAUCCUCCGCACAAUCCACGCGGGAGCAUCUCUACGACGAGAUCAAGUAUCCCGUCUUUACCAGCGAUGUUGUUCAUGUCUGAAGUGCGUCUGAAGCUCCGGAAAGUGCCCAGGGAAUGUCUCAAAAAACUGAAAUAAAAAUGCUAAU